This is a messenger RNA of Staurois parvus, 681 nucleotides long. The record is from the annotation of a GenBank genome assembly. Lineage: Eukaryota; Metazoa; Chordata; Amphibia; Anura; Ranidae.
UAUGAUGAUGAUGACAAGAUAGUAGGUGGAUAUCCCUGCCAAGUGUCAUACCAGGUCUCUCUGAAUUCCGGGUACCACUUCUGCGGAGGUUCCCUGAUCAAUGAGGAAUGGGUUGUAUCUGCUGCUCACUGCUACAAGUCACGCAUUGAAGUCAGAAUGGGAGAAUAUGACAUCAGAGCCGUAGAUGGAACAGAACAGUUCAUUCAAUCGGCAAAGAUCAUCCGCCAUCCGAAGUACAAUGCUUACACGAUUGACAAUGACAUCAUGUUGAUCAAGCUUUCUGAGCCAGCCAAGCUAAGUGACGUAGUUCAGCCCAUCGCUCUCCCAUCUCAGUGUGCACCUGAUGGUACUGUGUGUUUGGUCUCUGGCUGGGGGAACACCAUGAACACCGCAGCAUCCAACCCAGAUCUUCUGCAGUGUGUUGAUGUUCCAGUUGUGCCUGCCGCCGACUGCUUGAAGUCCUAUCCAGGACAAAUUACAGAGAACAUGAUCUGCUUGGGCUUCCCAGAGGGCGGAAAAGACUCCUGCCAGGGCGACUCUGGUGGACCAGUGGCUGUCAAUGGAGAGCUCCAAGGUGUUGUGUCUUGGGGAAGAGGCUGUGCUCUGCCAAAUUAUCCUGGAGUUUACACCAAAGUCUGUAAUUACAUCUCCUGGAUUGAGGAUACCAUCGCCAACAACUAA